AGUGGACGCUGACGGCUAUUUAUUUCUCCUCGUUAAUGGGGUGGUUGAAAGCCUGUCGACUACAUGAGGGUCAUUAAGACUGUCAUCACCAGUUCAACACUGUCAGGAAUAAUUUAAUCCCUGCAAGAGGGAUUAACGUUAACUUGUAGUGUAUAUACGCUGAGAGAAGCAUUUCUCUGGGUGUAUAUAUAUAUACAUCUGAUGACUGAGAGGUAUCCGGAGCAAGCGACAAGAAGAUGGGUACGUUUAUAGGUCACGUCGUUCCUGGCGCCUUCUUGUCCCUAUUCUCCCUGUGGUGGAUUUAUAACAUCUUCAAGAAGUUCUUCCUAUCCCAGAGAGCCGUAGGGGUAAGGGAUGGAGGCAGUGGAAGAUACUGUUACAGAAGUACUUGCACCUUCAACUCCUCCUGCUGUCCCAAGCUGCCCGUGGAAGGGAUCCUGAAGGUGGUAUUUGUUGCUGUGGCCAUGACGGGAGAGCUCUCAACAGCCUUUGUGGACGGAGUUUUCGUUCACUUCAACAACGCUCAGCACAUGACGAUAUACUUUUUCUUCGGGUUGAACGGCGCUAUGGACAUAGUAACGUUCUAUGGUGGCUCCAUUCCUCAAGACCUAGACUACCUAUCCGCUAUCUUGGCCUUCUGCGUGGAGGCUCUCGUAUUUACGUACCACUUACACGGUCGUACACCCAUGGACGUGCAGGUACACAUGUUUCUGGUGUACGUGGUGGGAGGCUGCAUCUUAGCCAUAGCCCUAGAGAUGUACCACAAGAGGAGUGUUCUUCCUGCCCUCGCCCGCACGUACUUAACCCUUCUGCAGGGUACUUGGUUCGUCCAAAUGGGGUUCAUCUUGUACCAUCCUAUAGGGGAGGCGUGGAACCAGGAAGAUGACAAGCAGAUGAUGAUAGUGACUCUUAUCCUCUGCUGGCACAGUGCCGCCAUCUUCGUGUUGAUGGUGAUAGCUGGGGGGCUCAUCCUCUUGCGGGUGAGGACCUUGUCUCCCAUUACCGUCUACCACAGCCUUCACCCGCUCACCCGCCAAUCGUCCAACAUCUCGGGACGUCUGUCCAAGUUAGACACAGAGCAAGUGCGUCACAUUAUCGCUGAUUCCGAAGAAGAGGAUGUUUAGAUAUUACGAGAGGAGAGGCGCGGUAUUGAAAAGUUUUAGUUAGUUUAAUAUCUUUAUUAUGCACCCCAUACCCAUCCUGUGGGCGGUAGUCAAAAGAUUACAAAAGUACAUAAUGGGUCCAGGGACUGGACCCCAUAUAUUAAGUAAGUAAGCAAGUUAAGUUUGGAAAUAAAUGGUAUAAAAUACCGACACAAUGGCAAUAUAAACACAAAUGCAGUAUGAUGUGAUCCUUUAUUGACUACGUUUCGCCCACACAGUGGGCUUUUUCAAGUCACAAACAGAACUGUUUGUGACUUGAAAAAGCCCACUGUGUGGGCGAAACGUAGUCAAUAAAGGAUCACAUACUGCAUUUGUGUUUAUAUUGCCAAGCAAGUUAAGUUUAUUCAGGUAUACACAAAUACAGUUACAUAGAAUUAUCAUACAUAGCAGCAUAUGUGUAGAGAACCUGGGAUAACCCAAAAAAGUCAGACAGUGACUUAUUUCCAUUGGGGUCCUUUAUAUUGAAAAGAGAAGGUGUCGGAUUCACAGAUGCUGUACAGAGGAGGAAGAAGAUGUUAAAGAGAUGAAAGACGAUGUUGAAAAUAGGAGAUAUAGAAUGUUUAGAGCAUGUUUACAAAGAAGUAAGGUAUGCCACUGAAAAUAUUAGGCCUAGAAUGUGUAGAAAACAAAAGAAAGCAGAGAAUGAAAUUGAAAAAGUUAAGGAAGAAAAUGAUGUUUACGCCUUCACACCAGGUAUAACUCUAUUAAAUACUGAAUUGCCCUCCACGUAACGCACCUCGAUACCUUCAUUCAAGAGGACUGUUUCUAUUUGCAGUGUGUUUCAGUAUUCACCUAGACUAAACGUGUGGAUAGUUCGAGACUACGAUGGUCGGGAACAAAUGAGAAGGAAAACAACAGAGAUAAUGUAUGCCUUACAUAAGAACAUAAGAACAUAAGAAAGGAGGAACACUGCAGCAGGCCUGUUGGCCCAUGCUAGGCAGGUCCUUUACAAUUCAUCCCACUAACAAAACAUUUGCCCAACCCAAUUUUCAAUGCUACCCAAGAAAUAAGCUCUGAUGUGAAAGUCCCACUCAAAUCCAACCCCUCCCACUCAUGUACUUAUCCAACCUAGAUUUGAAACUACCCAAAGUCCCAGCCUCAAUAACCCAACUAGGUAGACUGUUCCACUCAUCAACUACCCUAUUUCCAAACCAAUACUUUCCUAUGUCCUUUCUAAAUCUAAACUUAUCUAAUUUAAAUCCAUUACUGCGGGUUCUCUCUUGGAGAGACAUCCUCAAGACCUUAUUAAUAUCCCCUUUAUUAAUACCUAUCUUCCACUUAUACACUUCGAUCAGGUCUCCCCUCAUUCUUCGUCUAACAAGUGAAUGUAACUUAAGAGUCUUCAAUCUUUCUUCAUAAGGAAGAUUUCUAAUGCUAUGUAUUAAUUUAGUCAUCCUACGCUGAAUGUUUUCUAACGAAUUUAUGUCCAUUUUGUAAUAUGGAGACCAGAACUGAGCUGCAUAAUCUAGGUGAGGCCUUACUAAUGAUGUAUAAAGCUGCAGUAUGACCUCUGGACUUCUGUUGCUUACACUUCUUGAUAUAAAUCCCAGUAAUCUAUUUGCCUUACUACGUACGCUUAGGCAUUGCUGUCUUGGUUUUAGGUUGCUGCUCACCAUAACCCCCAAGUCCUUUUUCGCAAUCUGUAUGGCUAAGUUCUACAUCAUUUAACUUAUAAGUACUAGGGUUAUGGGCACUCCCAAGCUUCAGAACCUUGCAUUUAUCUACAUUGAACUGCAUCUGCCACUUUUCUGACCAAGAAUAGAGUUUGUUUAAAUCCUCCUGAAGUUCCAUAACAUCUACGUUUGAA
Molecule: messenger RNA, 2970 nt
Organism: Cherax quadricarinatus
Lineage: Eukaryota; Metazoa; Arthropoda; Malacostraca; Decapoda; Parastacidae
Product: transmembrane protein 45B
Source: RefSeq, a predicted model, not a curated record